This is a messenger RNA of Kwoniella mangroviensis CBS 8507, 2892 nucleotides long. RefSeq lists its product as uncharacterized. The record is from RefSeq and is a predicted model, not a curated record. Gene Ontology annotation, biological process: proton transmembrane transport. NCBI's taxonomy places the organism in Eukaryota, Fungi, Basidiomycota, Tremellomycetes, Tremellales, Cryptococcaceae. Gene Ontology annotation, molecular function: antiporter activity. Gene Ontology annotation, cellular component: membrane. The transcript has 7 exons. The coding region runs from base 1 to 2892 and encodes 963 amino acids.
AUGUUGGGAGCAGUCCUAAACCAUACCCUGGCUGCGGAGUUCGUUCGUCUACCUCUCCAGCAGAGGUCCAUCUCUGGGAGUGUCAUCACUGGGCUGGAUCCUACGCAUGUAGAUCCCUCGAACCCCAUCACACUCUUCAUCAUCCAGCUAUUCAUUAUUAUCGUCUUCACGCAGGGUCUGGGAUGGGCAUUACAACUCAUCAACCAACCUCGAGUCAUUGCAGAAGUCAUCGGUGGUAUCAUCCUUGGCCCAACGGUCAUGGGUCGUAUCCCUCAUUUUACCGAUCAUAUAUUCCCGCCAGCUUCGAUCCCAUAUCUCAACUUAGUCGCGAAUGUCGGAUUGAUCCUGUUUUUGUUUGUCAUCGGUGUCGAAGUGGAUAUCAACGUAAUGAAAAAGAACGGUGUAGCUUGCGCUGCGAUCUCUGUCGCGGGGAUGGUCAUCCCCUUCGCACUAGGUGCAGCGGUAGCUGUCCCCGUCUAUCACAAUUUUGUCGACACCGCCAAUGUAUCUUUUGGUCAUUUUAUGCUCUUCAUAGGUGUGGCCAUGGCUAUCACUGCUUUCCCCGUUCUCUGUCGAAUUCUCACCUCGACGAAACUGUUAGACACCAAAGUUGGUGUGAUCGUCUUGGCUGCCGGUGUCGGUAACGAUGUCGUUGGAUGGGUCCUCUUGGCUUUGACCUUGGCUCUGGUCGGUUCCGGAACUGGCACCACCGCCAUAUAUGUCUUGUUGGCUGCCGUAGGAUGGGCAAUCUUACUGCUGUGGCCUAUAAAGAAAGCUUUCGUAUGGUUGGUCAAAAGGAGCGGUUCGCUCGAACAUGGUCCUACGCCCGGUAUCAUGACUUUGACGCUGUUGAUUAUCUUCAUUUCGGCUUUCAUGACUGGUAUUAUCGGUGUUCACCCCAUUUUCGGUGGUUUUCUCGCCGGUCUCAUCAUUCCCCAUAAUGGUGGUUUCGCAAUUGCCGUGGUUGAGAAGAUUGAUGACUUAGUCUCUCUGCUUUUCCUCCCUAUCUACUUUGUCUUAUCUGGUCUCUCUACCAAUCUGGGACUUCUGAAUACUGGGAAGAUCUGGGGUUUCAUCAUCUUACAUUGUGUGAUUGGCUUCCUGGGUAAAUUUGUUGGAUGUGCUGGCGCUGCCCUAGCCAUGAGAUAUCCUUUGAGAGAAUCAGCUGCUAUUGGAAUGUUGAUGAGUUGUAAGGGUUUGGUCGAACUGAUUGUACUCAAUGUUGGUCUCAAUGCCGGGAUUAUCGAUCAACGAUUGUUCUCCAUGAUGGUCAUCGCAGCGAUUGUGCUCACAUUCAUCACCACUCCUGGUACCCUUGCCAUCUAUCCGGAACAUCGCCGAGAACGACUCCAUGGUCCCACUGCUACCCACAAGAACGACCACGAACACGUGUCAGUUGGUACAAAUGCGUCUUUUGCAGGCGGUUCAGGAGGUCGGGAGAACAUCUCCAAAUUCUUGUUCAUCCUACACAAGCUCGAACACCUAUCUGCUUUUAUGUUCCUCACUCAACUUCUCGAAGCUCCUGCUCCUUCUUCCCCCAGGAAACCAUUUGAUGCCUCCGAAAUUGUCGGACAUGAGACGAAUAAAGGAGAUCUCACCGAUGGAUCGACUUCCUCGACACCCGAGAAUGCUUUAGCAAGAUUACCUACUACGACAUCGACCGCUGAACAUGCUUCGUCCCAGCAACCGGGAAAUACUACUUCCAUCGAUGCGCUAAAACUGAUGGAGCUCACUGGGCGUACUCAUUCGGUCAUGCAAUCUGCUGAGAAAGAUCAACUGUUGGUUACCGACGACGCGCUUCAGCUAUUCAAACAAUUUGGUAGAUUGAGGGGAUUAGAAGUGAAACCUCACAUCUCGAUCGUUGAGCAAGACUCGUACCAUCAGGCAGUAUCGGACUACUCACAUGAUUUAGGGAGUGAACUGGUCAUCUUGCCUUGGACCGUUCCUGUCUCUGGAACUUCAACAGAACUCAUUGACUCAUCGAUGAUUGACAAAGAGAAGGAUGCAGAGGCCGUGACCGGUAAUAAUUCCGCUUCAGCCACUGCAUCCCAAUUCGAGACCAUCUUUGGGAAUGGGGGAAACGAUAAUUCCGGAUCACCCAUUUACACUCAUUUCAUCCGUAAGGUAUUUUCGGAAUGCUCUGAAGAUAUUGCCCUGUUCGUCGAUAGAGGAUUCGGAUCUUCGACUGCACUUCAACCUGGUUCAGGUCAACAUAUUUUCUUACCUUUCUUCGGUGGACCUGAUGAUAGAUUAUCAUUGAGAUUUGUUGUCCAGCUUUGUAAGAAUAUCAACGUUACUGCUACGAUUGUCAGGAUUGAGAAACCCGACAAUGCCAAUGAUGAUGAGGAUGAUGCGGUAUCGAAUGUUGGAGGAGGUAAAUCGGAGAGUAUCCAGGUACAUCAAGCUGCUUGGGCAAGUAAUCAGUUGACCGUUGGACCUACCAACAGUGCAUACCCUGAAACUCAAGCACGGCUAGCAUCAGAUACAGCCGAUAACAUCGCCUGGACCUAUUACUCUUCACCUUCAGCUACUGGUCGAUCAUCAUCCAUCGACAACGCACUAAGUAGAAUAUCAUUCUUCUCCACUCAAUCGGCUACACCUCUUUCAUUCGCAUUUAGAUGCGCCGCCUCGACUAUCCAAUCUUCUACGUCCUCUUCUUCUGGAGCAGCAGGUUACUGGAGACCGAUGUUAAUCGUUACUGGUCGAGGAAGAAGAUCAUCACCUAUAAAUCAUUCGCAGGAACUGAACAAGAUCUUGGCUGAUAAAGGCUUGAACCCAUCCAUUGGAGCUGAAUUGAGAAAGACGUUAGGUGAUCCUGCGACGAGUUUGAUACUUGGCGGUGGAAUGCCGGGGACAGCUAGUUUCUUGGUCAUGGAAGCUGGGAAGAAGUAG